Messenger RNA from Phoenix dactylifera (date palm), 1036 nucleotides. The record is from RefSeq and is a predicted model, not a curated record. Lineage: Eukaryota; Viridiplantae; Streptophyta; Magnoliopsida; Arecales; Arecaceae.
CCAAGACAAGCUCCCUCUCUCCCUCCGUAUCUCUCUCACUCCCUUCUUCGCUCUCGCUUGCGAGACAAAGAUGAGCACCGGUGGUGAUGACGCUUCGACGAUUCAACCCAACAUGACCAUCUACAUCAACAACCUCAACGAGAAGAUCAAAAUCGAUGAACUUAAAAAAUCCCUGCAUGCUGUUUUUUCACAAUUUGGGAAGAUAUUGGAGGUGCUUGCUUUUAAGACGCUGAAACAUAAAGGACAGGCAUGGGUUAUCUUUGAGGAUGUUUCAUCAGCAAAGGAGGCACUCAAGCGGAUGCAAGGAUUUCCAUUCUAUGACAAGCCCAUGAGAAUUCAGUAUGCAAAGACCAAAUCAGAUAUAAUAGCAAAAGCUGAUGGUACUUUUGUCCCUCGUGAAAGACGGAAGAGGCAUGAAGAAAGGGCUGAAAGAAAGCGGCGAGAGCAACAGCUUGAUGCUACCCAAACUGGAUCUGGCCCCUACGGAGCUACACCACCUCUUUCUCAAUUGCCUUAUCCUGGAGGGGCUAAAUCGAUGAUUCCUGAAGCACCAGCACUGCCAAACAGCAUACUCUUCGUUCAGAAUCUUCCCCAUGAGACUACUCCCAUGAUGCUGCAAAUGCUCUUCUGUCAGUAUCCUGGUUUCAAGGAGGUUAGAAUGGUAGAAGCAAAGCCUGGAAUUGCUUUUGUGGAGUAUGGAGAUGAGAUGCAGGCUACACUUGCCAUGCAAGGUCUUCAGGGUUUCAAGAUUACACAACAGAAUCCUAUGCUUAUUACAUAUGCAAAGAAGUAGGCUAUGUGCGAAUUUCUGGUCUGUUUCACUAGGGUUUUCUAUUGGUGCAGCUUUAGCAAGGGUACUUCCUUCAGUCUGGGAAGUUUUGGAUAUUCCAUUUUGGUUGAACAUGUUGAUGUAUCCAAGGGGGAAUUAUAUUAUGUGGAACUUUCUCAUUCUCAACACUGACCAAUUCUCUUCAAGCAUUGGUUUGUCCGUAGAUCUUUUCUCAGGGGCUCCGUUUGUUGGCUUCUGUUCUCUUCA